Amphiprion ocellaris (clown anemonefish) is the source of this 7048-nucleotide messenger RNA. It is a transcript of the gene uts2r1, whose product is annotated as urotensin-2 receptor. Lineage: Eukaryota; Metazoa; Chordata; Actinopteri; Pomacentridae. The transcript has 4 exons. The record is from RefSeq and is a predicted model, not a curated record. Gene Ontology annotation, biological process: blood vessel diameter maintenance; neuropeptide signaling pathway; regulation of blood pressure. The coding region runs from base 589 to 1680 and encodes 363 amino acids. Gene Ontology annotation, molecular function: urotensin II receptor activity. Gene Ontology annotation, cellular component: membrane.
CUCUCUCUCCCCUCUCUCUCCCCCCUCUCUACCUCUGCCUCUCUCUCUCUCUCACUUAUUACUCUCUCUCAGUCAGAGGGGAUUCUCCGUAACAGCUGUAGCUUAACGUGAUCCUCACUUCUCAUCAUCAUUUCAUUCAUUUUUUCCCCCCAGUAUUUUCUCUGUUUUCUCGAAUUGAAACCUCAGCUGCCGGAGUCACAGCUGACAUCCACUGUUUGGAUGCUACAAAGGUGCAUAGAGCUUAGAAGGAAUGGAAGAGAACUUUUAAGGCUGCUCUCGGUGCACCUUUCUCCUGGAUCGCUUUAUUUGCUGUUGAGAGAGGAUUCAACAAUGGAGGGAAUUUUGUUGUAGUGGAUGACUCAUUUAGGUUAUUUUUCUCCACUUAAAGCUGCUGGACGUAAAUUUUUUCUCCCUUUGUUACACCUGCAUGCUUCACCUCUAACACACUCUGUAGAAUCUGUGGGGACUUUAUGGAGUGUGAAAUUUUGUCAGUAAGUGUGAAGUUUGGAGGAGCAAAGUGAGAUAAAACAUGGCUGAUGGAAGCGCAGCUGAGUGUUGAACCCUCCUUUCCAGGAAGGCAGCCCAGACAUGACAACAGUGUCCAUGGAGCCUGUAGGAGUUCUGGUGGAGAGGGGCGCCAAUGCCACUGAUCCCCCUUUGAGCUCGCAUGAGGACACAGCCGCCACCUUCACCAUCGGCACCAUCCUCUCCAUCAUGUGCCUCAUCGGAGUCUCAGGAAACAUCUACACCCUGGUGGUCAUGUGUCAGUCCAUGAGGACUGCGGCCUCGAUGUACAUCUACAUCAUAAACUUAGCUCUGGCAGAUCUGCUGUACCUUCUCACCAUCCCCUUCGUGGUCUGCACACACUUCUUAAAGGGAUGGUACUUUGGGGAUGUGGGGUGUCGGAUUCUGAUCAGCAUGGACUUCCUGACCAUGCAUGCCAGCAUCUUCACGCUGACGAUCAUGAGCACGGAGCGCUACUUUGCGGUGCUCAAGCCGUUCGACACGGUCAAACGAUCUAAGAGUUACCGGAAGGCCAUCGCUCUGCUAGUCUGGGCAGCUUCUCUAAUUCUCACCCUACCGAUGAUUGUUAGCAUCCAGCUAAUGACAGUGGGCACCAAGGCCAUGUGUCAGCCCACCUUGUCACCGCUCUCCUACCAGAUUUACAUCUCCUUCCUGUUCUGCACUAGCAUUGUUGCUCCAGGACUGAUCAUUGGCUAUCUCUACAUCCAACUCGCACGGACUUAUUGGAUUUCACAGACGCAGACCUUCAAGCAGACCAAGAAACUACCUAAUCAAAAGGUGCUGUACCUGAUCUUCACCAUUGUGCUCCUCUUCUGGGCCUGUUUCCUGCCCUUCUGGAUCUGGCAGCUGCUGGGUCAGUUCCACCCGUCACUGCCUCUGUCCACUAAAGCCAAACGCAACAUCAACUACCUGACCACAUGCCUGACGUACUCCAACAGCUGCAUCAACCCGUUCCUCUACACGCUGCUCACCAAGAACUACAAGGAGUACCUGAGGAAGCAUAAACGGUCGUGGACGGCCGCCAGCUACUUCAACCGGCGGAAUCGUUUCCAGCGUUCACCACGCCGGUCGCCGUCUGCCAGCAGCCAGCAGUGUACCGAGAGCUUCAUGCUCACUCACACAGCCUCGCUGAGAGCUCAUAACAGCAGUUUGUGAGAUAUGACUGAGCUGAGGAGGGGGAACAAAGGACAGAACGAAGCUGUUGGAGACAUGGACAGCAGCAGACCAUCAGCUCCUCAUCGCUGCCACUCUGAAAAAGGACGAAGAAGCUUCUUUUGUAUUUCUUUUUCAAUAUGCGUGGGCACAAUAGUGUUGUAUGAGUGCCAGCAGGAACUGAAUGAGACGCUGGCUGCUGCUGUUUGAGACUAUAUGAAACAGACUCUGAUAUCUGUACUGGUUACUCCUAGAACUUUCUGUGGCAUGGAGCAAGAGAUCAGCGUCUUGCAUAACAAAAAGAGGCUGUUCAGCUUUUCUGAUUUUCUGUUAUGGUCCCCUUUCUGUCCUCCUUAUGUUGAACUGGGUCAACCUGCAUGCGAAAAUGUCUUUGAAACUGUUGUUGGUGACUGAGAGGAGCUGUGUACACAACAGGGGAGUCAUGCUGUUGGCACACAACAAAGGAAAGGCAACAUUAUAGUUUGGUUUACAAAAAUAAAAAAAACAAAAAGGGAAACAAUAUAAUCAUGAUAUAAUCAAGCUGCAGUGAAAAAGUGCAUGACGGCUGCAGCUGCAGCUGCUUUGAUGCAGUUCCUAUAUAGAAAACAGUAGGUAAGGAUUUGGGGGAAUACAGCUAUUUGCUUUUUUUCCUCAGAAUUGCACACAAAGGUGAACUCCACUCUGCUUAUCUGUAGUCUAAAUGUAAAGCUGUCUUCAGAAGCUGGUGAGGAAAAAGUCUAAUAUAACUAUAUCUACCUUAAAGCUCUGAAACGAACACCUUAUAUCUCUUUGUUUUGGCUUUAUAAAAUCCUAAGCGUACAUGUGACACAUUGUGGUUGCUGGUGGGUGAAUUCUGUUUCCUGUUUCUAGUCUUUGUAACAAUUGAAGCUAACCAGACAGUUUACAUGUACAGAUACAAGAGUGGCAUCGGUCUCCUCAUCUGCCUCUCUAUGAGGAAUGACUGCUUUUCCCAACACGUUGAAAUAUUCCUUCAACGGAAGACAGACAACAGCACUGUUUGGAUAAAAUUGAGGCAGUCUCUUUCAUUCGAUUUCAAAUAAAGCAGCUGCAUCUCUUUAGCAAAAAGUUGUGCAACAAAGAACUUAGCUCUACUUUGACCACAGCUUAUGUCACAGCGCACUGAUCUGCAGGGUUUUAUUUUCUGAUAAGCUUUCAAACUCAAGGAUUUAUAACUGAAACAAAUGAAGCCUAUUAGAUUUUUUUUUAAUACGGUGCUGUUCUCUAUCCAAACACCCAAUAAGGCUGGCAGUAUUCUGCAUUUUCUUUACUUCUAACAAAGGCAAUGAAAAGACCAAAACCGAUAAUAAAUGGAUCCUCAAUAUGAUCUGUGUAGUCAAAGCUAAUACAACAACAUCCAUAAUCCUCUGCACAAUAGAGCUCCAUUGUCAUCCAGAAACUAAUAAAAACACACCAGUGAGCCACACUACCACAAGAGCACACAAUCUGGUUUAUUUAGAGUCAACCCCACGUAUACCUUGCUGCUGUAAAUACUCAGGAGAGCUCUAACUGUGGAUUAAUCUGCAGCUGAAAAUAGUCACCAACAAAUGUACUCUCUCCUCCUGCGUGAGAAAUUUCUUCAUUCUACCGUAUCAGGCUGUUUUGUGAAAUUAUAGGGACUUUAAAAAAAAAAUUCUCCUGAGGCAUUUCUGAGGACAUCUUUAAGAUGAAUAAAUGGUGCCACAAACAGGAUUAGAACUCUGAUAUUAGGACUUACACAAUGCAGGUUUUGGUCUUUCAAGGGAAGUCUAGAAUAACACCAGCCUAAAACACUACAACUCAAACUGAACAUUUUGUAACAAACUGUAAAAAGAGAAACUGAAAUAUAUGGUUGAGAGAAAAAAAAAGAUUUCCCCGUAUAGAUAUUGUAUUUCUUCUGUUUACAGAUAUUUAAAUUCCUCCACAUGUCAAUACUGCUUGUUAAUGCUACUGUGCAAUGCUAUCAAAUUCUGCAACAUCCCAACUAAACACUGAAAGAGCCAGAAGUGCUUUUGGUGUGUGUUCUGUCAGGUCUGUGAGGCUCCUAUGAGGUCUCUAUUGUCACCCCAGGCCAGUCUGAUCAUCUUACAGCUCCAAUUCUAAUAAAAGAAAUUAUACAAAAAUGAGUUGCAGGUAGGAACAAAGCUGCUACAUCUCUAUUGAUUUAACUCCCAGUGCAGCAGCAGACAAGCUGCAAACAUUGCCUGGUUGAUGCGUAUUUAACCAAUCAAACCUCUGAAGAAAUCUUUUUCUUGGGUUUGGGAGGUUUUGUAUGCAGAAGCUUGAAAAGGGAGAAAUUUACACAGAUAUCACAGUGGGACCUAGAGAUGUUCAGUAGCCUUUUGUAGAUGUAGCCUGCUGGCUUUAGCACUCAUGUACACUGUAUAUAGACACACAAGAAAUCAACACUGGCUAUGUUGUGGAGUAAAACCAGAUUUUAUACCCUGAAAUUGAGUCUGCCAUGUCAUAGAUAAACCUAUUUACUGGCGGCAGAUGGGACUGCUUGCAAGUCAAAAAGCGUGACAAGGUUUGGUUGCUUUCUGCGCUCUUUGAGUAGGUUACUUGGAAUACAAGACGAGGAAGCGUUAAUCCUAACACUGUGUCAUAGUACGAGCUCCAUUCCUGCAUUUUAAUACCUAGGCUACAGUGAGUGUUAAGAUUUGGUUUCACUUUUUCCCUGCAUUCUUACAUAUAAAAAGCAAAAUGGGAGUUUCUGCAAUGUUUAAGGUCCACAUUAAUAUUCAUUACAAGACUCAGAGGCUAUUUUAAUAACUGUUUUGGAUUGUAAUCACAAACUAAUCAAAACUUCUGAAUUGCUUACCCCUGAUGCAAAAUUUAAUUUAUGGGAGACAGAGCUAAGCUCAGUGGACUGUGGCGAACCCUCUGCAAAACUCACUAUCAUAAGUACACAUUGCAUAUAUUUGUAUUAAUUCAACUUCAGUUAGAUCUAAGUCGGUGUUGACUUAAAUAUAAACGAAUCACUCACAACAUUAAAACCUAACAGUGUGUAAGUCCCAGAUUGCUCGAUGGAAUUGAGAUCUGGGAAAACACCUUAACUUCUUUGUCAUGUUCUUCAAACCAUUUGUGAAGAACUUUCACAGAGAGAGGACACCACCUUCAGGGAAUACUGUUGCCAUGAAGGGAUCCGGUAGGUGGUGUGUGUCAGUAGCAUCCACAUUAAUGCUGGGUUGUCAGGUGGGGCAGCUGUGGCUUAAGUGGUAGAGCGGAUUGUCUACUGAUCGCAAGGUUGGUGGUUCAAUCCUUAACCCACACCUUCACAGGUGCUAUGGUAACUAAAUAAUUAUUGCCCUUCACUUUGCAUGUCAGUUUUAAAAUUGUGGCUGAUCGAUAUUUAAUCAAUUGAGGACCAGUCCACCAGUUUCACACAUGAAGAUCAAAUGACUUGUUUUGGACAGAACUGCUCAGCCUGCUGAAACAGUUGCACAAUGUUUUCUGUUGCUGGAAGCUUUCCUCAUGAUUUCAUCACAUAUUUCUCUGCUUAGGCUUGUAAUCUUCUUGGAUUACAAAAGGAGGCGAAUUGUUUAAAAGUCUUUAAAUUUAUCAGGCAAGGACAAACAAAUGGGACUCAACCCACUUUGAGCCUCAAUUUGACUUCUUUGCAGACUUUUCAUUUCUCAACAUUCAACUGUUAUGAGUUUUAAAGCUUUAUGGAAGUACAAUAUGCUGUAGUAAUAUUUCUUUAGUUAUCAGAUAUGAAUGAAUGGUCUUGUUUCAAUAAGGGACCAAAAUGAAAUGUUUAAUUAUAAUAUUUUAGCCAAUUCCCUCAUGUCGGUUUAAGUAUAAGAGCCCUAGAGGCCUAAUUCAGUCUGACUGCAUCAGAAAGCUGUCAGGCUACACUCAUCAACAUUCUGAAAUAAAUCUGCCUGUCAGUAGCGGCUUUAGUGAAAACCACAAGGGCUGAGAGAAAACAUACCAGGGCAUUUAACACUAGGCUUCUUUAACUUAUUUUUGACUGACAGAACAAAACUAUCAUCCUAUUAGUCCUGAUGAAAGAUAGUCCAAAAUUUCCUAAAUAGAUGGAUUCAUAGCAAAAUGUAGGUGUGUAGCUGCAAGAUGUUCAAGUUUCUUAACCAGAUAUUCAUUUUAUUAAACUCUGCAUUCCAUCAGUGUGAAUCAAAUGUUGCUGUCAUUGUAUACAAAGUAAACAGAAAGACAUAACUAGAUGCCAAUUCAUCUGGAGUGCAAUGGACCAACCAAAUACGUGUUAAAAUGAGUUCAAAAUGUUGGAAUUUGAGAAAAAAAGAAAGACUUGAAGCAAAUUUACUUCAUAAAUUUAUAUGACAGAUUAGUUGCAAGGUAGCAAGAAUGUAUGUGUUUUUAGUUUUCUUACAGCUAAAAUCUGUCAGGACAAUGACAGGCAAAUAAACACCAGCAGACCAGUGGUAAAGUUUGUCCUUUUUUCUUCUUCUUGGCUUAAUGCUUUCUGUCUGAACACACCAUAAUGUGGGAUGACUGAUGAUUGCGAUGAGUCUCAACCAAACUAUGUGGGUUAGGAACCAAAAACCAGUCCGCUAAAAGUAGGUAAACACUGCAUAGAGCUGUAGAGUUGGCUGUUGAUUCUUGGUGGGUUGAGCAUUAUAAUAUAAACUCAUUGCUAUUACAGUUUUCAUAUUUCCUCAUAAAUGUCAUUUGUGGUGAAACAUACUCCUGUAAAUUCAGUCCCACUCAACCCUAAAAAAAAAAAAAAAAAAAAAAAAAAAAAGCCCUUAAAAGUUUAGGGCAACCCGAUAGCUGAGUGGUUAGAGUGUAAUCCACUUGGGCACUAAGCAAGUUCCUGGUUCGAAACUUGGUCAGUUGGACCUUUUAUUGCAUGUCAUAUUCCUACAUUCUCUUCCUCUUUCCUGUCUCUAUCUACUGACCCUGUUAACAAAGGCCCAAAUAAAUGUGUUGGAAAAAAAGUGUUUAAACCAGGUUAUUUCAAAUGCGUAGCCUGUAUGAGUCUAGCUCGUAUGGUUGAUAUAGCUCUACCAAGUUCAGCUUGAAAAUACAUAAAUCACAGGGUUAAGAAGAGACUUUUCCAUGCAUGUUGAUGUAGGCACUUGAGACAUUCAUCUUGUAAGAGGUUGUACAUGUGGGCGACCAUGCUUUAGUACACUGUGUAAAUCUCCACCUGCUUAAUUAGGUUGUGUUAUGCUAUAAUAAUGGAUCAGAAAUGCCGUCCAGUCGGAGGUUUGUGUGCCCUUGGUGGAUGUUGUAUUUAUAUUUAAUUGCAUUCUCCCUGCGGGUGGCAUGAACACCUGGAGCUACAUCACAGAGCAACACUGAUGCUGUUUUUCUGUUGUCUCCUGUCAAAUAAAGACGAUGAGUGAUGUAAAUUAUGUGCACUCUUAUUAAAGAAACAGUUUGACCUCUC